AUGGCAGAAUGUAAUGGCGGAGAAAGUCUCUGUAAUCGUUCAUAUAGUGAUAUCACACACUUAAUAACGCACGAUUCCUAUGCGCUUUCUCCAAAUAUUGCGGCCACUCAAGAUACCACCAUUGUGGACCAGCUUAACGAUGGUGUUCGGGGAAUUAAGCUCACUGCCGCACCAUCCACAAAGGAUAAUUCGAUUAUACAUCUCUGUCAUACAUAUUGCCACAUUCUGGACGCAGGACUAGCAACAGACACCUUAAAUAAAAUUAAUAGCUGGCUCGAUGAAAACCCAAAAGAAGUUGUAACUAUUAUGUGGAAUAACUUGUAUAAUUUUAAGGCCACACAAAUUGCUGCAGUCUAUCAAGCCAGCGACAUUAUGCCGAAAGUUUAUUAUCACGAACAAUCUGACGAUUGGCCCACUCUUCAAAGAAUGAUUGAAACUGGAAAGCGUCUCGUAAAUUUUAUUGAUGCAGAAGCAGACAAUGAACAAGUACCAUGGUUAAUGGAUCAAUUUUCCCAUGUCUUUGAAACACCGUAUGAUAACACUGAUAUAAAUGCAUUCAACUGUAAUGUGGAUAGAAUUGGUCAAGAGAUGAAUCCGAAAGAACUUAUGUACGUUAUGAACCAUUUUCUAUAUGGUAUAAUCGAAUUGGGUUCUCUCAAAAUAGAAAUCCCGAUCAAAGAGCAGGCUCACAAUUCUAACAAUGAGAAAUCUCUGUCUGAUCAUGUUAAUAUGUGUAAAAGUGCAUUCGAUAAGAAACCCAAUUUCAUAGAAGUAGAUUUUUAUACUAUUGGCGAUGCGCUAUCCGUAGUAUCCAGUUUAAAUGACGUGAUGCCACCCUCUAUAUCGUCUAAAAAGCUUUCAGCCGCCUCAGUCAAUGGCACAUCAUCCCCUCCUCAUCACAUCAGUAUGUUACCAACGAACCAUGUUUUGAUUGACAAUGGUACAAAUAGAAGCUUAAACUAUAGAGGCACAAUGACCUUGUUAGUUCUACAUAGGGAUUUGGUUUUCUAUGAGAAAUGGCAUCACGAAGUCGGUGUACAACCUGAAGAUCUGUUAGUUGCACAGGCUAAAAAGUCGUAA
Messenger RNA from Mucor mucedo, 1080 nucleotides. RefSeq names its product PLC-like phosphodiesterase. Gene Ontology annotation, molecular function: phosphoric diester hydrolase activity. NCBI's taxonomy places the organism in Eukaryota, Fungi, Mucoromycota, Mucoromycetes, Mucorales, Mucoraceae. The record is from RefSeq and is a predicted model, not a curated record. Bases 1 to 1080 code for a protein of 359 amino acids. Gene Ontology annotation, biological process: lipid metabolic process. The transcript has 3 exons.